AUGCUCUUCUUUCUUCUUUUUCUCUUAAUUUAUUCAUCUUCUUCCAAUGUGUUCUACGUAGAUGAUGUCUCCAAACAGUCGCUUCCCUUUAUAUUGGAUUUGUAAGUGUAAUUACAUCUUCUACAUUUAUCUAUUUACAACUUUCAGACAGCAAGCUCAACUAUUUCAAAAUCAAAUUUUGAUUUUAUUAGGUCUCGAGAAACCGGUUAAAGGAAUAAAUUCAAGUGAUAAAAUUGUCUCCACGUUUAUGUCAUCGUUAUAUAAGGUUACCGAGAGCUCUGAGUAAGUGUAAUUGCAAGAAAUGAGUUGUAGAUUCUUUCAGAGAUCCUAUCUUUAUGUUCGAUUCUCACAAAUUGGAAGAAGAAAUCUAUGCUUCGGAUACGAUUAUGGGUUUCGUCCCUCAUAGUAAGAUAAAGCUGUGUUAAAAUUACACUUCAGAUGUGACAAUUUUAACUGUGAAUGGUGUGAGUGUAACUGAAAUAACAUUUAUAAUCGAAAAGGAUCAAAGUUUGGAGAUAUUCGCCGGAACGUUUUAUCUGGUGUUGGAAGGUGAUUUGAUGCAAAUAGAAGAUGUCGCAAUGCAUUACACUCAUCAAGGGUUGGUAGAAUGUAUAAUUUAUUUAUUUUAGUUUACAUUAUUGUACAAGAAGAAGUUUGAAGGGAGAUUUUGACGAAGAAGUCAACUUUGCUUCUUUUAAUGGGACCAAUCUCUUUACUGAGUGGUUGGAGAAUGUAAAUGGGACUUAUAAAAUCACUCUCGAGUUAUUAGAUUGUAAGUGUAAUUACUGUAAUUCGCAUUCUUACAGAUGAAACCUCUGAAAAAGACCUGUCGAACAUCCACUUCUUCGGAGUUGGAUUCUUUUUUUCUGAUGGCCCAGUCAAUUCUCGGCCCAAAAGGAAUGUUAAUCUCGAGAAUCAGCCGGAUCUUUCCCGACGUCCCGAGGCUGAAUCCGGUUUUAUUCCGAUGACGUCAUCGUUGGGAAAAAAGCCUGGGCGAUGUGUUUUGAAGUCUCUGUUUGUCGACUUCAAAGAUCUGGGAUGGGAUGUAAGUUUAAAAUGACAUUUAUGCAAUUAAUUUAUCAAGUUCGAUUUGUUUCUCUGUCGGUUUUGACGAAUUUGCACAGUGCAAUCGGGUUUUUUGUGGUUUGCAUUCUGCGAAAAGAGAAACAUCGCUGUGCGUUGGCGAGUGCAGAAGCAAAUGUUCAUGCGCUUUAUGAAAAUACUGAUGAGGGGUUCCGGAUAAAUUUAAUUUUUUUCGGCCAUGAUGCUUACAAUUAGACGGGCAUUUCAGCCAUAUCGAAUUUUUUAUCCUGCAAUGUGCACGGCCCAAGCCAGGAUAAAACUUGUUCCGAAAGGCGGCACCACGACAUGCACAGUGGAAUGAAUUUUUCGCACCUUGCAAAGUUCUUGCUAUUGUGGGCCUUGUACGGUGCGGAAGAAGACAUUGCUUUGGCCGAAACGCGUGUCUGAGCCAUGGCCGAAAAAAAUUUGAAUUUACCCGGAACGCCUCUUAUAGGUACUCCGUUUAGGACUAGGGAGUAUUUCCGUGUCUACUGUCAUAACUGAAUUUACAACCAAUUGUAUUCCAGAAUUGGGUCAUCGCGCCCUCAGGGUAUCAGGCUGAUUUUUGUGAGGGAGACUGCAAUUUCCCCUUGUACGAAGAUCUCUUCCCUUCCAAUCAUGCAAUAGUACAAAGUCUGAUCCAUUUGGUCGAUGAUAAAAGGUACUACACCAUUAGUUAAAUAUUAUACCCAAAAAUAUAGUAAAAAUACUGCAACUUUGUAUUUCAGCACUGAAAUGGCGAAAUGCGCAGCCACAGAGAUGCGAGAGCAGAGUAUCUUAUUUAUGAAUAACCAGGAUAAUAUUGUGAUGAAGAAAUAUCAAAAUAUGAGGGUGAAUCGUUGUGGGUGUAGAUGA
Molecule: messenger RNA, 1917 nt
Organism: Bursaphelenchus xylophilus (pine wood nematode)
Lineage: Eukaryota; Metazoa; Nematoda; Chromadorea; Rhabditida; Aphelenchoididae
Source: the annotation of a GenBank genome assembly